AAAAUGUUCCGAAAGUAAGCUUAUUCAUCGACGACAUGGAUGGAGUCGCAUAUGCAAGCAACAACGAAAUUCACGUCAGCGCCCGAUAUAUUCAAGGUUACUCGGGCAACGUUAAACGAGAAAUAACCGGAGUUCUAUAUCACGAAAUGACGCACAUAUGGCAAUGGAAUGGAAACGGUAGAGCCCCGGGAGGUCUUAUAGAGGGAAUUGCUGAUUAUGUGAGGCUUAAGGCCGGCUAUGCACCUAGCCAUUGGGUAAAACCCGGGCAGGGCAACCGGUGGGAUCAAGGGUACGACGUAACAGCAAGGUUUCUCGACUACUGUAAUAGCCUAAAGG
This is a messenger RNA of Olea europaea var. sylvestris, 336 nucleotides long. RefSeq lists its product as uncharacterized. The annotation marks the transcript as partial. The transcript has 2 exons. NCBI's taxonomy places the organism in Eukaryota, Viridiplantae, Streptophyta, Magnoliopsida, Lamiales, Oleaceae. The record is from RefSeq and is a predicted model, not a curated record.